AUGAAUAAGUUUCUGCAGGGAGCCCGCGUGUGGGUACGAGACAAGGAGCAGCUGCACCCCUCCACUGUCACCACCUGUGCUGACGGCUCUCUGCUCUUCACUACUGACUAUGGCCAGGUGAUCGCUCUGCAGCCGGGCGAGGUGAGCAGGGAGAGGGUGCAGCCCAUGCACCAGAGCAGCGUCGAUGGCGUGGAGGACAUGUCCUCGCUGGCCGAGCUGCACGAAGCCGCCAUCAUGCACAACCUCCACCGGCGCUACCAGAAGGACUGCAUCUACACGAACAUCGGCUCUAUCCUGGCAGCAGUCAACCCCUAUAAGCAGAUCCAGGGCCUGUACGACCCAGCGGCCGUGGAGCUGUACAGCCAGCACCACCUGGGAGAGCUGCCCCCCCACAUCUUCGCCGUGGCCAAUGAGUGCUACCGCUGUCUGUGGAAGAGGCACGACAGCCAGUGUGUGCUGAUCAGUGGAGAGAGUGGUGCUGGGAAGACAGAGAGCACCAAGCUGCUGCUGCAGUUCCUGUCAGUCAUGAGCCAGAACUCCGCUGGUACCCCGCCCUCCGAGAGGACCACCCAUGUGGAGCAGGCCAUCGUACAGAGCAGCCCCAUCAUGGAAGCAUUUGGGAACGCAAAGACAGUUUACAACAACAACUCCAGCCGCUUUGGGAAAUUCAUCCUGCUGCAUUUUUCUCAGAGCGGGAACAUCCAGGGAGGCUGCAUCGUGGACUAUUUACUUGAAAAGAACCGUGUGGUGAGACAGAACCCUGGGGAGAGGAACUAUCACAUCUUUUACGCACUGCUGGCUGGGGCAGACAGUGAUCACAGAGAGCUGUACUUCCUGUCGGAGCCGGAGUCCUACCACUACCUGAGCCAGUCAGGCUGCGUGCGGGACAAGAACCUGGACGACAAGCAGCUGUUCGACAGCGUCAUGGAGGCGCUGAAGGUCAUGGAGUUCACUGAGGAGGAGAUCCGGGACGUCUUCAAGCUGCUGUCUGGGGUUCUACAGCUGGGCAACAUCGAGUUCAUGACAGCAGGGGGCGCUCAGAUCACCACCAAAGGAGUGGUCAGUAACGUGAGUGACCUGUUGGGCCUGGACUCCUUCCAGCUGUCUGAGGUUCUGACCCAGCGUUCCCUGAUCCUGAGAGGAGAGGAGAUCUGCUCCCCCCUGACGGUGGAACAGGCGGUGGACUCCCGUGACUCUGUUGCCAUGGCGCUGUACUCACAGUGUUUCUCCUGGAUCAUCAUGAGGAUCAACCAGAAGAUUAAAGGGAAGGACAACUUCAAGUCCAUCGGCAUUCUGGACAUCUUCGGCUUCGAGAACUUCGAGGUGAACCGAUUCGAGCAGUUUAACAUCAACUAUGCCAACGAGAAGCUGCAGGAGUACUUCAACAAGCACAUCUUCUCCCUGGAGCAGCUGGAGUAUAACAGGGAAGGGAUAAACUGGGAAGCCAUUGAUUGGAUGGAUAAUGCAGAGUGUCUGGACCUCAUUGAGAAGAAACUGGGCAUGUUGGCGCUUAUCAACGAGGAGAGCCGCUUCCCCAAAGGCACCGAUUACACCCUGCUGGAGAAAUUACACAGUCGGCACGCUACUAACCCCUACUACGUGAAGCCCAGGGUGGCCGAUCACCAGUUUGGUAUCAAACACUACGCUGGAGAGGUCCUGUAUGACGUGAGAGGGAUUCUGGAGAAGAACAGAGACACAUUCAGAGAUGACAUCCUAAACAUGCUGAAAGACAGCAGGCUCGACUUCAUCUAUGAUCUGUUUGAGCGUGUGGGGAGCAGGAGCAGCGAGGAAACUCUGAAGAUGGGCACGGCCAGACGGAAGCCCACAGUCAGCUCCCAGUUCAGGGAUUCAUUGCAUUCCCUGAUGGCCACGCUGAGUGCCUCCAACCCGUUCUUCAUCCGCUGCAUCAAACCCAACAUGGAGAAGAACCCAAACAAGUUUGACCCGGUGGUGGUCCUGAAUCAGCUGCGGUACUCCGGAAUGCUGGAGACUGUAAAGAUCCGGCGGGCGGGGUUCCCGGUCCGCAGAACUUUCCAGGACUUCUUCAGCAGGUACAAGAUGAUCCUGAGGGACAGAAGCUCCUCCGGCGAUGAGAGACGCAAAUGCACAGACCUGCUUACGCAGUACGACAGGGCCAGGACAGACUGGCAGUUGGGGAAGACCAAGGUGUUUCUGAAGGAAGCUCUGGAGCAGAGGCUGGAGAAGGACAGGGAGGAGGUGCGGAGGGCGGCUGGCAUGGUGAUCCGAGCCCACAUACUGAGCUAUGUGGCAAGGAAGCACUACAAGAAGGUCCUGGCCAGCACCGUCAUCAUCCAAAAGAACUACCGCGCGCACUUCUGGAGACGGGCCUUCCUGCGCAUGCGCUCGGCCGCCCUGGUCCUCCAGAAGCACCGCCGCGGGCAGCUGGCCCGGGGCCUCUACCGCCAGAUGUGCGAGGAGAAGAGGAAGAGGGAGGAGGAGGAGGAAAGGAAGAGACGAGAGGAGGAGGAGAGAAAGAGACGAGAGGAGGAGGAACUGAGGAGGAAGGAGGAGGAGCUGGAGCUGCUCCGGAUCCGACAGGAAGAGGCGGAGCUGAAGAAGAGGCAGGAGGAGGAGGAGCUUAAGGCCAAAGAGGAAGAGGAGAGGAAGAAGGCGGAGCAAGCAGCGAAGGACAGGAAUAAGGCAGGGAUGGAUCUGCUUGUUCCUCAGGCGGGGGUGUCGUCAGGCCGCACCGUGAGCCCGGGAGUCUCUGAUGAGGAGAGCCGUCAGAUGGAGGAGAUCCUCCGUCUGGAGCGUGAGAUCGAGCGUCUGCAGCGGCAGCGGGAGGAGGGCGUGUCCCUGCUGUGCGAGAACUCCCGCUCCGAGCUGCAGCAGCGGCGCGACGCCGAGAUCCACCGGCUGGAGAAGGAGGCCUCCCGCGUGGCCACCGAGUUCCUGGAGCUGCUGGACUUCGGCGGCCUGGAGCAGUCCGUCUCCAGCGAGGAGAACCUGCACGACCCCUCCGAGACCAUGGCACCGCUGGCCGAGGAGGAGGUGGACGAGGGCUUCCACGCCGAGGAGGAGGGCGUCCCCCUUCCCGACUUUCCGCCCCCCGCCCCCCCUCUGGACCAGGACAUCUUUGCCAACCUGCCCCCUCCCCCGCCCUCUUUCACAGAGGGGGUCGUGUCCUGCUCCUCUCCCGCUCCGCCGGGACUCCCCCCGGCUGGCCCCUCCCUCGUCCCGCCUCCGCCUCCCCCGCCCCCCCCAGCUGGGGAUGACAUCAUCGGCCGGACGGGCCCCGAGGGCCUGCAGGAUUCGGAGGAGCCCAUCUACAGCAUCCCGCUGGACGUGGAGUCCGACUACGACCAGGACGAGUUCGAGGAUGCCCUGGGCAGCUCCGGAGACGCGGGCAGCACCAACGACGGACUCGCCGCGGACGAGAAGGUCAUCCGCAAGUCCACCUGCACCUACAACAGCCUGGACUCGUACCGAGGCAGCUCCGACUCUUUUAUUGACAGUGAUGAAGAAAACGAUGGCUACGUGGACACGGACGAGGAGGUGUCCAACGGGAAAGUGAAUGUACUGAACGGGAGUGGGCCGCCAUAUUUCCACAGCUACCUUUACAUGAAGGGCGGGCUGAUGAUCCCCUGGCGGCGCCGCUGGUGCGUGCUGAAGGAUGAGACCUUCAUGUGGUUCCGGGCCAAGCAGGACUCGCUCAAGUCUGGCUGGCUGUACAAGAAGGGCGGCGGCCUGUCCACGCUGUCCCGCCGCAACUGGAAGAUGCGCUGGUUCGUCCUGCGCGAGUCCAAGCUCAUGUACUUCGAGAACGACAGCGAGGAGAAGCUGAAGGGCACCAUCGACAUCCGCGCCGCCAAGGAGAUAGUGGACAACCAUGAGAAGGAGAAUGCACUGAACAUCGUGACGGAGGAGAGGACCUACCAAGUCUUUGCUGAGUCCCCAGAAGAUGCGAGUGGCUGGUUUAAUGUAUUGAGCCGGGUCCACAGUGCCACACCAGAGCAGCUGCUGGAGAUGCAGCACGAGCAAGCCAACCCCAAAAACGCUGUGGGAACUCUGGAUGUUGGGCUGAUUGACUCGGUCUGUGCGUCGGACAACCCUGACAGGCCCAACUCCUUCGUGAUCAUCACGGCCAAUCGCGUGAUCCACUGUAACACAGACCUCCCAGAGGAGAUGCAUCACUGGAUCAGCCUGCUGCAGAAGCCCAAGGGCGACUCCAAGAUCGACGGGCAGGAGUUCCUGGUUAGAGGCUGGCUGCAUAAGGAGAUGAAGUCAGGUGGGAAGAGCACGUCUCUGAAGCUGAAGAAACGCUGGUUCGUCCUCACCAACAAUUCCCUGGACUACUACAAGUCCUCCGAGCGCAGCGCCUCCAAGCUGGGCACGCUGGUGCUCAACAGCCUCUGCUCCGUGGUGCAGCCGGAGGAGAAGGUCUUCAAGGAGACAGGGUACUGGAACAUCAUCGUUCACGGGCGCAAGCACUCCUACCGGCUCUACACCAAGAUGCUGAACGAGGCCAUGCGCUGGGCCUCCGCCAUCCAGGGCGUCAUCGACAACAAGGUUCCCAUAGAGACGCCCACCCAGCAGCUGAUCCGGGACAUAAAGGAGAACAGUCUGAACCCGGAGGCGGUGGAGCAGACGUACCGGAGGAACCCCAUUUUGAGAUACACCCAGCACCCCCUGCACUCCCCGCUGCUGCCCCUGCCAUACGGGGACGUCAACGUCAACCUCCAAAAGGAGAAGGGCUACGCCAGCCUGCAGGACGAGGCGGUGAAGAUGUUCAAUUCGCUGCAGGAGAUGGAGGCGGUGUCGGACCCGGUGCCCAUCAUCCAGGGCAUCCUGCAGACGUGCCAGGACCUGCGGGCGCUGCGCGACGAGGUGUACUGCCAGCUGAUCAAGCAGACCAACCACGUGCCCCAGCCCAACAGCCCCGCCAACCGCGCCCACUGGCACCUGCUCACCUGCAUGAGCUGCACCUUCCUGCCCAGCCGCGCCAUCCUGCGCUACCUCAAGUUCCACCUGAAGAGGAUCAGGGACCAGUUCCCCGGGACCGAGAUCGAGAAGUACGCCCACUUCAUCGGCGAGUCGCUGAAGAAGACCAAGUCCAGGGAGUACGUGCCGUCUCAGGACGAGAUCGCCGCCCUGCUGACCAGACAGGAGAUGACCACCACAGUGUACUGCCACGGAGGGGGCUCCUGCAAGAUCUCCAUCAACUCCCACACCACCGCUGGGGAGGUGGUGGAGAAGCUGAUCAGGGGACUGGCCAUGGAGGACAGCAGGAACAUGUUCGCCCUGUUCGAGCACAACAACCUGACGGACAGGGCCGUGGAGAGCCGUGUCAUCGUGGCCGACGUGCUGGCCAAGUUCGAGCGGCUGGCAGGCAGUGAGGAAGAGGAGGAAGAAGGACAGUGGAGGCUCUAUUUCAAACUCUACUGCUUCCUGGACGUGGAGAGCGUGCCCAGGGAAGGUGUGGAGUUUGCCUUCAUGUUUGAACAGGCCCACGAGAGCCUCAUCAGCGGCCACUUCCCCGCCCCCGAGGAGACACUGCAACACCUGGCUGCCCUGCGGCUGCAGUACCUGCACGGGGACAUGGGCCGGGCCAGCUGGAGCCUGGAAAGCGUCUAUCCGGUGGGGCGACUGCGCGCGCGCAUCCUGCAGUCCACAAAGGCGGGCGGGGCCGGGGCGGCAGCCGGGGCCGGGAGCGGGGCCGCUGGAGGCCACACCCUGGAGAGGCGGCGCACCAGCUUCCUGGACGGGACGCUCCGGCGCAGCUUCAAGACGGGCUCGCUGAAGAAGCAGCGCGUGGAGGAGGAGCAGAUGCUGGAGAUGUGGGUGAAGGAGGAGAUGUCGGCCACCCGCACCAGCAUCCUGGAGAAGUGGUCCCGCCUGCAGGGCGUGGCCCAGCACCAAGCCAUGCUCAAGUACAUGACCAUCAUGAAGGAGUGGCCCGGAUACGGCUCCACCCUGUUUGAUGUGGAGUGUAAAGAGGGAGGCUUCCCUCACGACUUGUGGUUGAGCGUCAGCGCGGAGAACGUGUCCGUGUACAAGAGAGGGGAUCCGAAACCCCUGGAGACCUUCCCCUACGAGCACAUCGUCUUCUUCGGGGCGCCUCAGGCUAGCACCUACAAGAUCACCGUGGAUGAGAGAGAGAUGUUCUUUGAAACCCCACAGGUUGGGGAGAUUACGAAGAUCAUGAAAGCCUACAUCAACAUGAUUGUGAAGAAGCGAUGCAGUGUUCGAUCUGUGUCCAGCUGUGGCAGCAACUGGAUCCGAUGAUGGGCACGACCCAAUCAGCUUGCAGUUUUCUCACAGUGGAAUGGGCGAGUCCACAACAGGAAGGAACCAGUGCUCAAAGGAGCAACCAAUCGGAUGACUCUGAGAUGUUAAUCAGAUGACAGGGUGGUUCACCUGUGUCCAAUGAGAGAGCAUCUCCUGCCUUGUUGGAGCAAAUGACUGAUGCAAAAAAUUAGUUGAGCCUGAGAACUUACUUGCUGUGUCUCUCAGAAAUUACACAGACUACAAGCAAGCACAUCAUAACAAAUGCUGUGCUUCAUAUCGGCUCUUUUUUAUAUCACAAAAACUCUCUUUCCAAAUGGAACACAAGAGCUUAACAAGUCCAAAUCCUCCCUGUUUUUUUCCAAUACUGCCAAAACCUUCAGAGAACAACUUCUCGCUUUACCUUCUUAUCCUCACGUUAUGCCAAAACGACUCUCUUACCGGUCAGUCUUCGACGCUGUCACACGUUUAAGGUGGCACGAGCAUGCAGAGGCCUAACCUUAGUUCAGGUCCUGGCCCUUAUAUGCUCCCCUUCAGUGCCGCCGGAUCACAUGACUCCUGCAUGGCACUGAAGCUGGAGAAGGGGGCUCCUGUAGGUCCCGCGUCACAUGUUCACCCUCUCACCAAGCCUUUCCAGAGAAGCACAGCUGCUGUCGGAGCUUUUGAUAGAUUUGUGUGAAUUUUUUUUUUUUACGUAUGACUGUAUG
Molecule: messenger RNA, 6953 nt
Organism: Megalops cyprinoides (Indo-Pacific tarpon)
Lineage: Eukaryota; Metazoa; Chordata; Actinopteri; Elopiformes; Megalopidae
Product: unconventional myosin-X-like
Exons: 41
Coding region: 1-6246 (2081 amino acids)
Biological process (GO): signal transduction
Cellular component (GO): cytoskeleton; myosin complex
Molecular function (GO): cytoskeletal motor activity; protein binding; ATP binding
Source: RefSeq, a predicted model, not a curated record